Pocillopora verrucosa is the source of this 3321-nucleotide messenger RNA. RefSeq names its product ATPase PAAT. The record is from RefSeq and is a predicted model, not a curated record. NCBI's taxonomy places the organism in Eukaryota, Metazoa, Cnidaria, Anthozoa, Scleractinia, Pocilloporidae.
CGCUUUCGCAGCACACAGAAUUUCCUAUUUAUCACAUCGGAAGUUGGGUUGCUCUUUGUUUGACAUAAGCCCGCAACUUCAUAAACCAAAACAAGCCUGACAAGCUUCAUGCUUCGUCGUUGAAUGCGUACAAGUUCUUUGUUUUGUAUAAAAGGAUUAGGCGCCUCUUCGUUGUCUGAUCUCGUUCGCUUUCAGUAGCGCCAUGUGUGGGCAGCGAUCCAUCAUCGCUGAAAGCAAACCAUCGCAUUGAUCGAAGAGCCCUGUGGAGCAAUCAACUGGUAAAUGGAUCUAGAGGAUUUAUCGAGCUUUUGGGCGAGAUUUCAGAUCGCCUUUUCGUGGGAUUAUCCAGAAGGCUGGGAUAUACAAGCUGUGCAGUCAGCCGUGUUUCAUGUUGUAGGCGACAGCGAAACGAGGGCUCAGGAUCAGCUUGUUGUGGGGUGUGUUCAGACAGCUGGAGCAGGUGUGAUCCUAACCCAACCAAAACCACACAGUGAUGUAGUCCCAUGUGAAAUGAGCUUCACAGCACACCCUAUGGCUCAGGAAUUCUACAUUAAAAACAUCGUCAUUGUCUCUGAAGCAAGGAACGUUGAGCUGUAUGUUGAUGAAAACUAUGAAAGAACAGCGAAGGGUAUCAUGCUUACAAUUCGCAAAGGAAGAAAAGUAUCCUUAUUUGAGACUGAGUUUGACUUGACUGAGUUCAUUCAUGGAACUUGCAGAUGCUUAGUUAAGUUCCUAUCAUAUGCAGAAGAGCAAUCAAUGAGACUUCAGACCAUUGUUGUGCGAGUUGCCAGAGUCUCUACGCUCCCUCCCAGCCCAGGAAUGCCAUUGCAGGGUUUGAUACCAGGCCAAGUGGAUAUAUCUAAUGUGAGGAGCUAUUUGGGUAGUCUGGGUAAACAACUGUCACCAGAGGCUCAGCAACUCUUGGAGUCCAUGGAAAGCAAGCAAAUGAGUCAAAGUAGAAGUGUCGCUGAGCAUGUCAGAUCUGUUAGCCAUGGCAGUGGGUCUCUGCCUGAACACCUUGGUGCCAUGAAUUUAUCAGGGAGUGAAACUAGCAUCUUAUCACAGGCCAUGACAAGAGCGAAACAACUGGAAGAGGAGGAGAAAGCAGAAAGAAUGUCGCGGAAUAUGCCAGGAAGUCCAGAAGGCGAUGAAGAUUUUAUUAAUAUGCUAGCAGGCCUGAUGGUUGAGAAGUCACCCGAAUCAGCGGAGAACUCUGCUACUCUGUCGGUGGAAAAUGGCGCACCUGAUACCCCGGAAUCACCCACGCUCGCUAAGCACCGGUGGGAAACCUACUUACAGUCUCGUGUACGUGCAAGCCGCAACAUGGUGCGCAAAGCCAGACCAGUGUCCCUCGGCAGUGCACUUCCUGUAGCGACACAGACUACAAUCAAUCCACGGGCACAGUCAUUCUGCUUGGAAGACAAGCGAGCUGUAGAACGAGUUAUGGCUGAACAAGCGCCUGCUCCGUUAGAAAAGGCUUCGUCUGACAGCUCGGAUCCCGGGAGUAAGUCCAGGUGCGCCGAAUGCGGAUGCCCCGGAUGUUUAUCAGUUUAUAACUCUAUCACCACGAACAUCUAUGCCGCAGAGAAGAGAAUUAUGGGGCGAGUUGAAGCUAAGCUCCAGGCCAUGCUCGAGCACAUGGACUCGAGGUUCGACACGUUAUUCAGAAGUUUGCUUCUCAGACAAGAGCAUUUAUAUGCACACAGCGCUCAUGGCUCAAACAACAGCUUUCCUGGUACCAGGAAGUUCUCACAGCGUAACGGUCACAAAUCUGGUGAUACUUCUGUUUGAGAGUCAAACACGCUUAGCCAAGGAUAUACAGAUCAGCGUUGGAGAAGAUUCUUUCACAGAGCGACUACAAGCGAUCCCCAAACAGUUUCGUUUGGAACAAUGGACAGUUAGCCGCAAAGUCAGAUCGAAUCAGUCUUAGACUUUAUCAUUUUGGAGGAGUUUACUUGGUGCUUGGAAAAACCUGCGAAGUUAUUUUUUCCUUUUUUUGAAAAGUGAAGGCUUUUUUCAGAUGUAAAUUUUAUCCACAGCUGGCCAAGGCCAGAGAUGACCUUGCGUAAUAUAUAACCUCUGUAUCCUUGAAGCUACCCAUUUCAAAAUUUAGGGAGUAAUAUAGUUUGUUUUGCUUUUUCACUGUCGUUUAUAAAUAUCAUUUAAUAUGUUUUUGAAAAACAGCCUAGAACUAUACCAAACGGCCUCUCGAGCAACUAAAUUUUCCCUUAGUUUCUGAAAUGUAAUGGAUGUAGCGGAAAAAUUUUGUAUCCAAAGAUUUUCAAAUAGAAGAGUAAGAUUCUUACUCACUUUUGAAACCCUGGCUAUCAAAAUGGAUUUAAAGCUUCCCUAUAUAAACGUUUGCUAUUUUUUUAUUUUAGUACUUCAGGACUAGGCCGCCGGAACAAUCUUAACCCUCUUACUCCUAAGAUCUCAUUUACAACUCUCUUCAUCGUCUGUCAUACAAUUCUCACAAUGUUCGUUCAGAGAAUUUGGUAUUGGAUUAACUAACAAUUCCUUAUUUGAUGUUUUUCGUUAUUCUCAUCACUACUCUGCCUGAUAUUGUGUGGAUGUUGUAAGGAGAAAUUCUGUAUUGGUCACUCAAGUGAGUGAAAAGGGUUAAAGAGAUAACUAAGAAAAACACUUUAGAGAUUAAGGAACUGAAUUGAAGAGAAAUUAUCUUUGAGGAACAUUUUUGCUAAAUUUUUCUAGAACUGGUAAAAAAUUUAGGAAAAUAAGUUUUUCAACGUAGCGUUAUGGGUCGAACUCAGUCUUUCUGAGUUCCGUUUUAAGUCCGACGGAAUUGUUGAUUUAAAGCCAUUGCAUUGUAAGUGAGAGAAAUUCUCCUUUUCAUCCAUUUUAUUGUAUGAGCUGUUCAGAUUGACAGCGGAAUACAAUGUUUUGCUUCAAGUAUAUAAUUAAUAAUGAAAUAUGUAACAAUAGCAAAAAACAUACAAAAUACAUAAACAUAACGGUAAUUUGGGCAGGUAAUUUGGAUCAGGUUUUAAUUAUCUUAUCAAUAUAUAAUUAGAUACAGUUGAAAGCUUACUAGCCUACGAGCAAAAAUGCUUUUGGUUUUCGCAUUACUCGGUGUUUUAACGAGAGAGCUUGCCAAAAGGUGAAACAUUUUUUAGAAAUCUUUCGAUUUAUUUAAAUAACAAGGGAGAAUAAGCAGUUAUUUGACGUCAAGUAUUUAAUUUCCCCAACUUAGGUGUAAUUUAUAUGAUAAAAGCAUUCUUUCUUAUAUUGAGAUCAUGCAACAAGUGUAGUGACAGGAUAGUUUAUAAGAAAAAAAUACAAUAACUUUAAAUGAGUAGAUAA